AUGAGCAAUUCAGAGCAUGAAUUGGAGCUCUUGGUCAAGAGCUGGCUCUCCAUAGAUAGUAACCCAUCCUCCCGUAAAGUAAUUGAGGAACUUUGGGAAAAGAAAGAUUAUGAAUCAUUGAAGUCAAUGAUGAUGCCAAGAAUCGCAUUUGGAACUGCUGGACUUCGAUCGGAAAUGGCGCCCGGAUUUGCACACAUGAAUGAUGUUACGGUUCUCCAAGCCGCCCAGGGACUUGUGGACUACUUGCUAGAAACGGGCGAGAAGUCAAUCGUUAUUGGUUAUGACCAUAGGUACAAUUCCCAGCGGUUUGCUGAGAUAACCGUUAGUGUUGCCAUUUCUAAGAAACUAAAAGUGUUCUACUUGGGUUCUACUACAAACCUUUCUGUUGAAUCCUUGCGUUCCUCAUCAAAAAAGUGGAAUAACAACGACCGUGAUUCACGCAGUUAUGUUCAUACUCCAUUGGUGCCGUUUGCAGUCGACCAUUUCCGUGCUGGAGCAGGUGUUAUGGUUACAGCAUCCCACAAUCCAGCUAAGGACAACGGGUAUAAAGUAUACUAUAAAAAUGGAUGCCAAAUCAUUCCUCCUCAUGAUAAGAAUAUAGCACUGAAGAUUGAGGUAAAUUUGCAAUCUUGGUCUGGUGUUCAAGAUGUGGUUUCUCACUUUGAAAAUGGGAUAGAAUCGGGAUUGUUAAAGGCUUGCAAGUCAGAAAUUGACAGCCAUUACAUUGAAAAAAUGAAAUCUCUUCUUGUUCAUCGAUCUCUCGACUUUGAAUUCGUCUAUACUCCCAUGCACGGAGUAGGUCUCGAGACCGUGGAGCCAGUUACCAAUCUUUUUGAGAACCCGAAAAUGUCAGUUGUUCAGCAACAAGCUGUACCAGAUCCUUCGUUUCCCACCGUCAAAUUUCCCAAUCCUGAAGAAAGCGGUGCUUUGGAGCUUGGAAUUGCCCAGGCCGAUAGAGAAGGACACAAGCUUGUAGUAGCUACUGAUCCCGAUGCUGAUAGAUUCAGCGUUGCAAUCAAGGAAAAAGAUGGAUGGAAACAACUCACAGGAAACGAGAUUGGAUAUCUCUUUGCAAAGUUCAUUAUAGAAAACACCGACAAAUCAGAAUUGAAGAGUACCUACCUUGUGAACUCCACAGUUUCGUCACAGAUUCUCAAGUCUAUGGCAGCGCAUCAUGGAUUCAAUUUCGUUGAUACUCUUACUGGGUUCAAGUGGAUCGGUAACAAGGCAAUUGACUUGAAAAAAGAAGGAUACAGCGUACCCUUUGGAUAUGAGGAAGCUAUCGGGUAUAUGUUUGGUCUUGUUAACGACAAAGACGGUAUUUCUGCUCUCGUCAUUUGGCUCCAACUUUAUCAGCAGUGGUUUUCCAGUGGUAAAUCAGUUAUUCAAAAAUUAAACGAAGGUUACGAAAAGUACGGAUGGCACAAGGAAUGCAAUGGAUAUUACCGAGUCAAGCAAUUGACCCAAACGAACAAAAUAUUCACAACUGUACGGCUGCAAUAUGACAAAGCACCAACUACAAUUGGAGAUUUUCAAGUUGUCAGUUGGAGAGACCUCACAAUUGGAUACGAUUCGUCCACACCUGAUAACAUCCCAACAUUGCCAGUAGACCCGUCAUCUCAGAUGAUUACAGGUGAAUUACAAAAUAGUGAAGGACUCGUGCGGUUCACGGUGCGUGGAUCUGGAACAGAGCCCAAGAUUAAGGUAUACAUUGAAGGACAAGCCAAGUCUGAAAACAAUGCAAAGUCACUUGCUGUAAAAUGCUGGACCACAUUAAGGUCGCUGUGGUUCGUGGAUAAAGAUUUGGUCGAGGUUAGAAACAAUUAG
Molecule: messenger RNA, 1827 nt
Organism: Meyerozyma guilliermondii ATCC 6260
Lineage: Eukaryota; Fungi; Ascomycota; Pichiomycetes; Serinales; Debaryomycetaceae
Product: phosphoribomutase
Exons: 1
Coding region: 1-1827 (608 amino acids)
Biological process (GO): purine ribonucleoside salvage; carbohydrate metabolic process
Molecular function (GO): magnesium ion binding; phosphopentomutase activity
Source: RefSeq, a predicted model, not a curated record